UCUCCGGGCGCUCACGGAGCUUCUCUUGCAGUGGGGGUCGGCGAAGCGGCCAAUUUCGCUGCCUACGCCUUUGCGCCCGCGACGCUGGUGACGCCGCUGGGCGCGCUCAGCGUCCUGGUGAGCGCGGUGUUGUCUUCCGUGUUCCUGAGUGAGCAGCUGAAUGUGCACGGGAAGGUGGGCUGCAUGCUGAGUAUCCUGGGCUCCACGGUGAUGGUUAUCCACGCCCCGCAGGAGGAGGAGGUCUCCAGCCUGGAGUCCAUGGCAGAGAAGCUGAAAGAUCCAGGGUUCAUCGUGUUUGCAGUGUGCGUGCURGUGAGCUCCCUUCUCCUCAUCUUUGUGGCCGGCCCCCGCUACGGACGGAGCAACGUCCUGGUUUAYGUCUUGGUCUGCUCUGCCAUCGGCUCGCUCUCCGUGUCCUGCGUCAAGGGCUUGGGSAUCGCCCUGAAGGAACUGUUCGCUGGGAAGCCAGUCCUGAAGGAGCCGCUGGGCUGGGUGCUCCUGCUUUGCCUCGUCGUCUGCAUCAGCGUCCAGAUCAACUACCUGAACAAAGCCUUGGACAUCUUCAGCACGUCGGUGGUCACUCCCGUUUACUACGUGCUGUUCACCACGGCCGUCAUGACRUGUUCCGCCAUCCUCUUCAAGGAGUGGCAGCACAUGGUGCUGGACAACGUGGUGGGCACCAUCAGCGGCUUCCUCACCAUCGUGUGCGGCAUCUUCCUCCUGCACGCCUUCCGGGACGUGGCCUUCGCGCCCGACCUCCUGCCCCUCUUCCUGCAGCCGAGCAGGGCAGAGCUGCACGCGGCCUGGAGGAGCGGGGACAGGCACCGCGCCUGCCAGCACCGGCCUCUCCUGCCCGCCGAGGAGGAAGAUGAGGAGGAGGAAGAUGUGUGAGGAAGCCCCUGAGCUGCCCUCUCUGCCUGCACCAUUGCACAGCUCUGCAAAGCSAGCUCGAUGCAGCCCCGCUGCUGUUGCCUGCUGUGCCCGGGGGGGUUGGUUCCCUGCCCCCCAACCCGGGCGCGCGACCCGGGACCUGCCAGUACCCCAGAGGUGCCGGCCCGGCCCGCGCGGCGCCCGGUUCCUCUUCGCCGCCGCCUUACUGGAAUAACGAGGCCGCCCUCGCGGGACACGGCCCUGCCCGYGCGCAGGGCUGCAGCACUAACGCAGUGCUAACCCCUACUGAAUGUAGACAGCCAACCCUGGGGGAGGCAUCAAGGCUUUUUCUUCUUUAAAAGGUUAGAUUAACAGUUACAAAAUCUAACAUGGUGCUAAGAUUACAUGGAGAGAAGAUGGGUACAGUGGUCUUAAGCAUAACAUACCCACAGUAUUGGUUCACAAAUCCUCUGUAAAGGACUUAUCUGCUCACUUUGCCAGAGUUUAUUUACAGAUUCACAGCCAAGAACAGAACACAGCCCAAUCUGGAAAACUCUCCUGGUGCUGCCACAUGCUGCCGUGGCUCUUCUGGAGGCAGCAGCCUCUUCAUGCAACUCGCCUCUUGUGCAGGUAGAUGA
Molecule: messenger RNA, 1508 nt
Organism: Nothoprocta perdicaria
Lineage: Eukaryota; Metazoa; Chordata; Aves; Tinamiformes; Tinamidae
Product: magnesium transporter NIPA2-like
Exons: 3
Biological process (GO): magnesium ion transport
Cellular component (GO): membrane
Molecular function (GO): magnesium ion transmembrane transporter activity
Source: RefSeq, a predicted model, not a curated record